AUGUCGAAUUUCUCUAAAGAUCAUCCAUCAAUUCGUGUUUUUGCACCGCCAGGUGGUCGUAGUGCUAAUAUUUUUGGUGUUCCUGAACCUGAAGCACCAGCAACAGCAAAAAAGAAUCAUAUGGAGUCAGAUAUAUUCGGCUGUAAAAAGGACCAAACGGAUUCUGCACCAGCCAAACAAACACGUAAUGUAACAAAUAAUAUAUUCGGAAGUCAACCUGAACAAGCAGCUCCAAAACAUAAUAUGUAUUCAGAUAAAAAUAAAUCGACAAUUUUCGAUGAAGCACCACCUCAACAACCAUCAAAUAAGCCUGAUCGUCAACGAUCAAAUAUAUUUGGUACAGAUGAACCUGUACAAUCAACGUCGACACGAGCAGUCUCCGAUAAAUAUAAAUCAAAUAUAUUCGGCAAUGCAGAUGAUGAUGCACAAAACAAACGUCAACCGGGUACAAGACAAGGUCUACGAGAUCCAAAUGCAUCACGCAUGGGUUAUAAUCCAAUUAAUGGUGAAUCUUAUUCAACUAAAGAUGGCUUGAAUUCAAAAGUCGAACCAAUUGAAACUGUGAAAGAAUCGGAUGAAACAAGUAAACCAGUUGAAGAAGAACAAGAUGGUAAACAAGCAGAAAAUGCCACUACUGAACCAUCUACUAAUUCGACACAAAAUGGUAAUACUGAGCCAGCAAGUGAGAAACAAACGAAUGGCCAGACGAAUGGUACCAAUGGUCACACGAAUGGUACCAAUGGUCAUACAAAUGGUACUAACGGACAUACAAAUGGUACUAACGGACAUACAAAUGGUACUAACGGACAUACAACGACAAAAAAUGCGCCUACAACUGUUCGUGUUGUUCAUCCACCAGGUGGUCGAUCAAAUGGUCCACUUUGGUAA
Molecule: messenger RNA, 888 nt
Organism: Rotaria socialis
Lineage: Eukaryota; Metazoa; Rotifera; Eurotatoria; Philodinida; Philodinidae
Source: the annotation of a GenBank genome assembly